This is a messenger RNA of Sorghum bicolor (sorghum), 1706 nucleotides long. RefSeq names its product homeobox-leucine zipper protein HOX5-like. Gene Ontology annotation, biological process: positive regulation of DNA-templated transcription. Gene Ontology annotation, molecular function: DNA-binding transcription factor activity, RNA polymerase II-specific; sequence-specific DNA binding. Gene Ontology annotation, cellular component: nucleus. NCBI's taxonomy places the organism in Eukaryota, Viridiplantae, Streptophyta, Magnoliopsida, Poales, Poaceae. The coding region runs from base 525 to 1352 and encodes 275 amino acids. The record is from RefSeq and is a predicted model, not a curated record. The transcript is spliced from 3 exons.
UAACCCUCUAAAUUUUAGCCACAAAAUUCAUCCAAAAAAAAGUCUAAAAAAAAAACUUGCAGCGGCAUCCACCACCGGAGCUGCCAUCAUCGGCCCGUCCCUCCGUGUCAACCCCCUCCUCAGAAGUUCUAUUUGCAGUUCGGCCCCUGGCCGGUCCGCCCGGCCACCGGAAGGAGCCGCUCGCCGGAGGAAGGCCCCCCUGUCUCCUUGCCCUGCGGCGGGUUCAUGGGGUUCUCGCUGUACCCCAUGAAGACGUCCACGCGGCUGCUCUGGAGCACUAGCUUCUUCCGCCAUAAGCUCAGCUCCUCCUCCUGCUUCCUCUGAGCCCGCCACGAUCGUGUUGUCGGCGGCGGCGGCGGUCCGCUGCUGCUGCGCGGUCCUAGCAUCCGUUCAAGUUUGUGUUUGUGUUUGUGUUUGUGUUCGUGUGCGCGCACGCGCGUACCGGCGUACGGGUUUCAAGAUUGGGUUUUGUUGCGUUCUUGGGGAGAGGAAGGGACUAGGGCGCGGGCAAGAAUCAGCAUAGCAUGGAUCCGAGCGCGGUCAGUUUCGACUCCGGCGGCGCGCGGCGGGGCGGCGGCGGCGGCGGCGCGCAGAUGCUGCUCUUCGGCGGCGGAGGCAGCGCCAACAGCAACGGCUUCUUCCGAGGUGUUCCGAUGGCGGUCCUGGGCAUGGACGACGCGACGCGCGUGGGCAAGCGGCCUUUCUUCACCACGCACGAGGAGCUCCUGGAGGAGGAGUACUACGACGAGCAGGCGCCCGAGAAGAAGCGCCGUCUGACGGCGGAGCAGGUGCAGCUGCUGGAGCGGAGCUUCGAGGAAGAGAACAAGCUGGAGCCGGAGCGCAAGACCGAGCUGGCUCGCCGCCUCGGGAUGGCGCCUCGCCAGGUGGCCGUCUGGUUCCAGAACCGCCGCGCGCGCUGGAAGACUAAGCAGCUCGAGACCGACUAUGACCGCCUCAAGGCUGCCUACGACGCGCUCGCCGCCGACCACCAGGGCCUCCUGGCCGACAACGAUAGCCUCCGGGCACAGGUGAUCUCCCUAACGGAUAAGCUGCAACGCAAGGAGACAUCCCCGUCGGCGACCACUGCUGCCCAAGAGGUCGACCAGCCAGACGAACACACCGCUGCGUCAGGCACUGAGAAACUGCUGGUGCAGCAGCUCAAGGACGACCUCCACAGCAGCGGCGACUUCACUGGCCAUGGUGCCCUCUCUUCAGAGGAAGAGGAUGGUGGUGUGGUCAGCGACGAGGGCUGCAGCUUUGAUCUCCCGGAUGCCAUGUUCGCUGCCGGGGUCACCCACCAUGGCGCCGAGGAGGCGCAGCUGGCCAACUGGACAUCCUGGUUCUGGAACUGAUUUCCAUCAGUGGAGGGAUGGCUGCAUCAAGUGCAAAGAGCAAAUCCUCUCCUGGCUUCGACCCUUUUCUGCACCAUAUAAUUACUGUGUUAAUUAUGUGCCGUGAUGCCGUCAGAUGUUUUCAAGUAAAUGAAUUGUUACUGAUGUUGUAAGUUUAAGUUUUUGAAGAUUUUAUAUGUUCAUAUAUAAAUAAUAUGCUUUGAACAUAAGACUCGAAAAGUCGAAAAUAAGUGGACGUGGAGACCUGUUGUGCACUACAGCACUAGCAGCCCGCAUGAGUUUUUAUGCUGCUUUUAGACAUGAAAAUGUAUAUCCAACUUGUGCUUGUGAAUAAGAUGAUGAAAGUAUAUCCAA